Molecule: messenger RNA, 885 nt
Organism: Aegilops tauschii subsp. strangulata
Lineage: Eukaryota; Viridiplantae; Streptophyta; Magnoliopsida; Poales; Poaceae
Product: ubiquitin-conjugating enzyme E2 20
Source: RefSeq, a predicted model, not a curated record
UCAAUUCCCCAAUUCCCCCCUCCAAACCCUCUCAACCUCUCCACCCUCCCGCCGAUCCGAUCCGAUCCGCUCCUCUCCUCGACCCAUCCCCGCACGGAACGAGCGAUGGCGAGGGGCGAGAACAGCGAGUCGCACGGCAGCGGCAACGUCCCGGCGGCCCCCGCACCAGGGGCGGCGUCAGCGUCCUCGGGGAAGCAGGCGCCGGCGGCCGCGCGUGGCGCAGACGGGCAGUCGGUGGUGCGGCGGCUGCAGUCGGAGCUGAUGGCGCUGAUGAUGGGCGGCGACCCCGGGGUGUCGGCGUUCCCGGAGGGGGACAACAUCUUCCAGUGGGUCGGCACCAUCGACGGAUCCGCCGCCACCGCGUACGAGGGCACCUCCUACCGCCUCGCGCUCGCCUUCCCCAGCGACUACCCCUACAAGCCGCCCAAGGUGCGGUUCGAGACCCCCUGCUUCCACCCCAACGUCGACAACCACGGCAACAUCUGCCUCGACAUCCUCCAGGACAAGUGGUCCUCCGCCUACGACGUCCGCACCAUCCUCCUCUCCAUCCAGAGCCUGCUCGGAGAGCCGAACAACGACUCCCCGCUCAACACACAGGCGGCCGCGCUCUGGGCGAAUCAAGAAGAGUUCAGGAAGAUGGUGGAGAAGCUCUACAAGCCGGCGUGAAGAGGAAGAAGAAGGCGGGAUCUGUCGGAUUGGCGGCGCCACAUGGGCGUCGAUUGAUCGGAUCUGGUGUUGGAUAGAUACUUGGACAUGUAAUUGGUUGGAGCUUCGAUUGCUCGGUGGGUUUAGCAAACCUGUUGUUUCUGAUGUCAUGCUGUUCUCCCAUCGCUGAGAUGGGCAUAUACUUUACUGAAAUAAUCAGGUGUUCUAUAGAUUUUUCAA